AUGUCUCCCGUCAACCCAGAACGAGAAUAUGUUUCGUUGAUGUUUAGAGCUAGCAACUGCUACGCCAGUUGGGAUCCGCAAAGACCCGUCCGACUCGGAGAUUACGGGCAUCUGCAGAAGGAUCAUUCCUUUGUGGUCGAAGGCAAUAUUUUUGAUGAAGGCUAUGACCAGGAGUUCGGCAUAACCGUUGCUAGUAAUGAUGUCAGUGAAAAUCGGUGCAUUGCCAGCUUGCGAACAACAGAAGUCAAAGCUUCUGUCAGCGAAAGAGUUGGACAUCCAGUUAUCGCCACUGCUGGUCUCAAGAAAACAUUCACGAUUUCCAGUGGAUGGGGAGCCAUCUUGAUUAUGCUCAAUGCUCGCCACCAGUGCCUCUACAAGGGGGGCCACGUUGAGGACCUGAUUUACUCCACUGCAUUCUCAGACAAAAAUGUGCUGGUCUCCGAGCUAUACACUUGUCAGUCGUAUGCCCGCCUCCUCGUGCCUCAACAAAAACAUGCUGUGGAGGUCAGCUUGGACGCCGCUACUCACGGAGGUCUUGCUCGAGGCAACGUCGAUCUUGAAUGGAAGACUAGCGCUGAAGGCGGAGACUUCAAGUACGCAUAUCACGCUGAGCGCGAGGACGGCGCAUGCAUUCAGCCUUUGUUCCGACUUGUCGGUCGACGUAUGCGUGGUCCCUUAGCGAGUUUUACACGUCGACCCGUCACAGAAAUCCCGCGGAGAAAGUGGAUUCGCGUGCUCAGGCGGCAUAUGGGCCCUACGAUGGAACUUUCAGAUCUCGAAGGCGAUGAUGAAGAUAGUGACAGUGCGAGCACACUUGCUGGCGAUGGGGAAGAUGACAAACGGUUUGCGGAGGGCUCGGACUUUGCAACUGCGUCUAAGAUGGACGUCGGUGAUAUAGAUCUCUUUUGGCAAGGCGCUUCAUCAAAAUAUCAAUACAGACCUCAACACUUCGACGUGCUGCAUCAUGUCCAUCUUCUUGAUCUAUACAGGCGCCUUCAGGCAGGCGCUCAAAAAGUGGCGCUUGUCCACCUCGAGGAAUAUGAUGUCAUUCGCCUCACGAUGACCAUCCUCCACCCUAAUCCAGAGCACGAAUAUGUCUCUCUCAUUCAUGGAGCCAGCAACUACUAUGCUAGUUGGGAUCCUCUCAGACCCGUGAAGGUUGGUGAUUAUGGACGUCUCCAACAUGACUAUUCUUUCUCGAUCGAAGGCAAUAUCUUCGAUAUUGACGAUCUCGCCAGCAACUUCGAUUUCAAGCCCAUCCGAAGCUGCGAAGACGACAUACGCUGGAUUGAAGCUGAGAAACACGAAGCGGUAGGGGUUCAUGUGGGCGUGAAACUCCCCGAAGGGCCGGCCAGUGGACAAGUGAAAAAGUCGGCCACUCUGAAAAGUGGCCACGGUGCUAUCCUUGGAAUAUGGAAGCCGCAGAAGUACAAUCUCGAUCAUGUGGGUCAGAUACAAGCACUACUAUACUCCGAAGAUGCUUGGAAGCACCGCGUGCUGGUGUCCGAGGUGUAUGCCUGUCAUUCGUUCGCGCGCGUCCUCGUCCAGCACAAGAAGUACGAGGUAGACAUCACCCUCGAAUGCACCACUGCGCCGGGCGCCCAGGGCCACGCCAAAUGCCAAUGGUCCACGAAUACGACGAGCGGGGACUUCUGGAAUUGGAGCAGCAACGACGAUGCGCCAGAAACCCUAGCGUAUCCACUCUUUAAGCUCGUUGGUCGCAAACAUUGGUUCGAUCACCUGCUACCGGUACACGCCCACAGGCCGGUAACCGGGCUCGAACAUCACUCCGGAAAGGGGCCUCACCUUCACUUGGAACACAUGCGGAAGUUCCUACACUGCGGCGCGGAGCAGUUCACUGAGGACCUUGAGAUGCUCGAGUUAUCGGAGAAAUUAGACACCACCGCCAACAUGCCAGCUCUUGAGCUCAAGACCAACGUCGCCCUAGCCGACCCCUCGAAGUUUCUACUUGAGUUCACGAACACGAGCUUGUGGAAUUUGAACCCCACGUCGGAUGCAGAGUUCAGCAAGGCUUUCUUUGAAUUCUUUGCUGAGCAAUUAGGCGUCCCCGGAGACAGGGGAUAUAUGUGA
Messenger RNA from Postia placenta MAD-698-R-SB12, 2091 nucleotides. RefSeq lists its product as hypothetical. The coding region runs from base 1 to 2091 and encodes 696 amino acids. The record is from RefSeq and is a predicted model, not a curated record. The transcript is spliced from 10 exons. NCBI's taxonomy places the organism in Eukaryota, Fungi, Basidiomycota, Agaricomycetes, Polyporales, Adustoporiaceae.